Molecule: messenger RNA, 864 nt
Organism: Dacryopinax primogenitus
Lineage: Eukaryota; Fungi; Basidiomycota; Dacrymycetes; Dacrymycetales; Dacrymycetaceae
Exons: 2
Coding region: 1-864 (287 amino acids)
Source: RefSeq, a predicted model, not a curated record
AUGCCUGAUCUCCCAGAAGGCAUCAGGAUGCAACUCUUCAAUGAUGGCAUCCCAAUUCUUUGCCCAACCAUGCAUCAAGACAUCCUCAAAUCCAAUCCAAUAGCAAUCAUGCCUUGGAAGGAUGAGAACCUGACACUUGCCUGGGUCAGGGAAGAGUGCAAGAAGCUCUAUGACAUCCAUAUUGCCAAGGGCCAGCCAAAGUUCAACAUUGAAGCUAGUUACAUAGAGCCCAAUGUGAAGUCAAAAACUCAAGCUCACCAAGGCUCUCAUGUCAACAAGGAAGCCCACCAAUCUGGCAAGAAUAAGAUCACAGCUGAAUUCAAGAAUCAGCCCAUUGCCUCUGCCUUCAAAGCUGCGGAGUUGAAGUCCAAGCUUGCCAACACUGUCCUUCACCGGCGAGUCCUAAAGCUCAACAAGCCUGGGCCAAGCAAUGCUCUGGGGAUCAUGUGUCUGAUGCUUCAACAUCAGCAGCAGCAGCAGCAUCAGCCCUCCCCAUUCAUCAUCAGCAAUUCCCCCAACCCAUACUUCGACGAUCCUCCUGAGCACCUCUUCAUGCCCUCUCCAGAAUGGCAAGGAGGUGGCCCUUCCUCUCCCCCUCCCCCGCCUGCUCCCUCCACUCCCAUUCCCACUACUCCCCCUCCUCACUCUCCCACUCCCCCUCCUCCCCCUCCCCCCAAGCCCAACAAUGUCUACUCAUGGUCAAACCCUGAGCACUGCAAGAUCAUUCUUGCAAAGGCUUGUGUGAAGUGGGCUGGGGAAGAGUACGUCCCCCCAGCAGAAGACAAAUUUGAUGCGAUGGCACGAGCAAGUGCCUUGGCAGCAGAGGAGACACUUGCUGCAAUUAAUAAGGCACUUGGGGAGUAG